CCGGAUUCGCAGAAAAUUCCCACGUUGGAGCAAACGUAUAAAUAAGGCCAGAUGGAGAUGUUUGCGGCAGACCAGCAUCAACGUUGACACCGGAACAUGAUUAAGUUGUGCCUUUUAGUAACUUUGGUGGUAUUUUUGGUCGAAGCGCAGCGCGCGCCCCAGGACGAACCUCCCAGGCCUUACAACUUCCAGUACGACACUAAACUCGGAGGAAACGGCCAAGUAGGGGGAUCUCUCAGCCAGAGCGAAAGUGGCGACGCGGCCGGGCGCAAGGUUGGCAGAUACGAAUUCGAAGUGGAAGAUGGAAGAAAAAGAGUGGUAGAGUACGAGGCUGACGAAAACGGAUUUAGAGCCGUCGUCAAGAGCAACGAACCGGGAUUUUCCGAAGACAACCCCGCAGACGUAGUCCACAACCGUUUCAGAAGGAGAAAGUAAAGCGUCUGACAACUUUCUCUUUUCAGAUACGCCAUUUUGCUUCGCAACUUUCCCAGGUGGCUUAGUCGAUCGAUUUCCAUGGGCUAUAGUUUGUGUACGUGUACAUAAGCGGGUCUCUCGCAACAAAAUUUGUACCGCGGAGGAAAUUUCAUUAUUACUGUACUUUUAUGCCGAAUAAAUAUAAAAUUUAUUGUCAAUGUAUUAUUCUGUAGCGUAAUUUCUCAUUGCCACACUUAAAUAUCAAACUAGUGUGACACGGUGUGCCGAACAGCCCGUCGAACGGGUGCCAUCAACGCUUA
This is a messenger RNA of Centruroides sculpturatus (bark scorpion), 734 nucleotides long. Its product is annotated as cuticle protein 10.9-like. Gene Ontology annotation, cellular component: chitin-based extracellular matrix. Lineage: Eukaryota; Metazoa; Arthropoda; Arachnida; Scorpiones; Buthidae. The transcript is spliced from 3 exons. Gene Ontology annotation, molecular function: structural constituent of chitin-based larval cuticle. The record is from RefSeq and is a predicted model, not a curated record. Bases 97 to 435 code for a protein of 112 amino acids.